CGUGCAGGCUGUGCUUUCGCUGCUGUGAGGAGGUGUUUUCUACUGCAAUGACUACUUCAAUGUCAACGAGACCCUUCAGUUUUAACUUUGAUGUAGUCAAGGUGUGAUCCCUGCCUCUCCUCCCCAGCCUGGUGCCAUGGCCGACACGAUUUUUGGCAGCGGGACAGGCCAGUGGGUGUGCCCCAACGACCGGCAGCUGGCACUGCGUGCCAAGCUUCAGACGGGCUGGUCGGUGCACACGUUCCAGACUGAGAAGCAGAGGAAGAUGCAGGCUCUGAGCCCGCAGGAACUUGAGGUCAUUCUGGAAGUCAUCCGCAAGGCGGAGAAAUUGGACAUCAUUGAGCAGCAGCGCAUCGGGCGCCUGGUGGAGCGGCUGGAGAACAUGAGAAAGAACGCCAUGGGGAACGGCCUCUCGCAGUGUCUGCUCUGCGGUGAACUGCUUGGGCUGCUGGGUAGCACGUCGGUCUUUUGUCAGGAUUGCAAAAAGAAAGUUUGCACCAAGUGCGGAAUAGAAACCUUUGGAGCCCAGAAACGUCCUCUUUGGUUGUGCAAGAUCUGCAGUGAACAGAGAGAGGUUUGGAAGAGGUCUGGUGCAUGGUUCUACAAAGGGCUGCCCAAGUACAUCACGCCUUUGAAGAGCAGCAGCAAAUCCAGUGAGCUGCGCUCGCAGCCUUGGCAAAGUGAGCCAGCCGUGCCGGAGGCAGAGAGCGUCGGGACCAGCCGAUCCUUCACCUGGGCCAGGGGAAAAGUGGUUUCUAGUGACAGUGAGAGCGACUCGGAGUUCAGUUCCUCCAGCCUGGAUGACAAGCCCUUACCUGCGGGGUCAAAAGGCUCACAAGGCAGAAAGCACCGAGUAGGACUGGCACCAAUCGGGGAACCCAGCCAGGCCAUGGGCAGGGUGCUGGGGAGCACCCACUCCCCUACCCUCUCGGGGAGCCGCGGCAGCCUGGGCAGUGAGCAGGGGGCUGCCCUCAGUGCCACGGAGAGCUGCCAGAGCGGCCAGCCGGCGGAUGGGCGCGACAGCGGUGUUGGCAGCAGAGUCCCUGGCAAACGCUGCGUCCACACCAGAACGCGAUGCUGACAGAGGUGAAGAUGGAGCUGCUUUGCCUGGAUCCAACGCUUGUCCCUUGCCCACUCCUGUAGACCUCAUUCCAGACGACUGCCUGCCAGUGGUGACUUUAUGACGCCUUGCACAGGCGUUAGCAACAUAAUGGCACCUGGGAAAGCAUCUGCCUGUCCUCCCUGCCUCACUGACCUGGUUUAUGGUUUGGUCUGGUUUCCCCUUCUGCUGACUGACAUGCAUUUUGGGGUGCUGCUCGGAGAGGGGUGCCAUGCUGUGCGGUGCUGCCAUGGGGUCCAGACCUGUGUUUGUUGGAAGGGGCACACAAAGUGCUCAGUGGAGCUGAAGAAAUGUGUGCCGCCUCCGCUGUUCCUGGCUUGCCAAGCCCAGCCCUGGGUUCAGCUCCUGGCCUCGCAGUCCUGGCUUUAAAGUCUUCAGGAGAAAGGGAAAUUCACCCCUGUGUCCCUGAAAUGGGGUGUGAGGAGACCGCAGCCCUUUUACUGCUUCUCAGCCCAGGGGUGAAUUUCCCUCUGCGAACCCCAAGGGUGAGACCGGGGCUCCGAUUUGCACGUGACUCCCAUGAGCCCAGGGUGUCACCCGUUGUGUUUCUUGUCGUCGUUUUUCUGGUUUGAGUUGGUAUGAGUUUGGUGGGGGCAUCCUGAAUCAGCUGGUGAAGUUGUGCUCCCAUUCACUUCCACUGAGGUCUCUCUCUGUGAUAGGGCUGCUCAGGGAGACGCUUCAGUGAGUAAAGAAACACUUGAAGAAGUUUGCUAGGAAUUUUUCGGUCCUCCUGGCUGUGCGCUGGCCUGUGUGUCCUGUGGUGAGGGUGAUGCUUUGGCAGUGGGAUCAUGGGCAGUGUGUGUGUGCGUGCUGCAGCUCCUGGUGGGAGAACGCCCACCACGGCCCAGCUGGCUGCCUUUGUGUACCCAAAUUGGAUAAAAGCUUUCAAAUUACUUUAUCUUGUUAAGCUCUGCAGAUUCUCCUCCCACAUGUGCACCUUGUCGGCUCUUGCAUGAGCAGGGGCCUUUGUUUUACUUUUUUCCUGUAAGUCUUGAGCAUCUGGCUGACUGCAAUGGUGUCAUCACUAGUCAGGCUGUAGAAAGCUGCACACCCCGGUUGUGCUUAUUCUCUGGGAUGGACAAUUUCCCUCCAAGGCCUGACAGAUGAGAAAAAUGAAAUUACCUGACAUCUCUAGAGCAAUUAGAUCUUUGAAGGCCUGAACAAAACCCCCACUAGGCAAGUAGGAGUCUGUGGAUUUUAUUAAAUGCUUUGGAUCUGACCCAUCUUUUGCUGAAGAAACAAAGGAUUCCAAAAAGUUCCCUCUGAAAUCAUGGAUUUAAAGGCAAUUUGUGCCUGUUAAUGUCAGCCUUUUCCCUUGGUUAUUACUCUGUUGUUCUGUUCUCCUUUGCUGCUGGGCCCUUUGUGCACAUGUAGUAUAUGCUCUUACAAAUGGCUGCAGUAUGAAGAUAAAUGAGAUUGGGUGCUGGAACACUCUAACAGGAGAUCGGAAAUCAAUCCUUGACUUUCUUUCUAAAUGAACAUAGUCCAACAGAGGACCAUUCCCUUACUGCUUUUCCAGCUAACACCCUAUGGCAGGUUGCUGGGAAAAUCCUUCCAGUUCUUCCUCUGUGAUCUGUUUCUGCCCUUUUAAAAAUGAAAACAGAACCUUUGGAUGAUGUGGGCUCUUUGAGAUGACAUAAAGAGAAACCACUGAACGUGGGCUUCACAACAUCGGUGUUGAAGAGAGCAAGGGAUGAGGUUGUUCUCCACUGAGGGAUGCUUUAUGUCGUGGUCUGUGUUGUUUAAACCUGGCCAUUGAGCCUUGACCAGCUGCAUCUCUGAAAGGGAUAAUGCCAAAAUUAUUAGCUGCUUCUGAAAAAGUAAAUCCAAAAGUCAGCUUUUGCUGAAAUGCCGGUAUGAUUUCAGAGCUGAAGUCAUGCUGUUUCGUCUGAGAGCUGUAGAGUCUUCAGUUUCAGAAGUGUUUUGCCACGAAAAAAGUCCUGUCUUCCCUUGGAGCUUUUGACAGUCCUACUGAGACUGUCUUGCUUGCACUCUCAUUACUGCAGUGCCUCAGACAGCCUAGCCUGCCAGCCUAAGUUAAUUCUAUAGAAGAAGGAGAAAGAAAAAGACACUUAAAAAUUGACUCCAUUUUUUUUAAACCUGUUACUUCUUCAUCAAGAACUCUACACCGAGUUGGAAAGAGUUUUUAAAAUUGAGCAUGUCACUUCUAACACUUCUUGUGUUUCCUGUGCUUCAUUCCUGGGCAGUGCAGGCAGGUCAGUCGUGUUUUCACCCCCACUCUCACUUCCCACGGCCGUUUACCACACUGUGGGUUGCCAGCUCUGCACAGGAACCUAGUAAUCCUUGCUGGCUUACUGUGCCGCUUUGAGGCAUGAGUUUGAUUUUUAACUGAGACUUGGUUUUAUAAAACACUCUCAGAGAUAAAUUUGGGACUGCUCUUGUACCAGUGAGACUGGAAACCUUUCUUUCCUACCUCUAUAUUUUACCUCCAUGGAGGAGUUCCACCUGAGUUCAAACCAGAACUGUUCAGUCAUCUAUGGAAAGACUCCUCUUGGGUCGAGGGAAGGAUCUGGCCCAGGAGAAUGUGAUCUAGCCACAUUUGAAUGUGAUAAAGGAACAUCUGCAGCUCUGUGCACAUAUUUACUAUUAAAGACUACUUUUCCCUUUGUUGCGUCUCUCUUGGUUGUGUUUUGUAGCUUUUGUUGGAAUAUUGUCGUAAUCAUGUACCAGUUGGCUGUCUUUUGAGUUGGCUCAAGGUGGGCAAGAAGGGCUCAGUGAAUAGUGCUCAGUCUGCUCUGGUCGUUUGUGUUUCUUUUAUUAUUUUGUUGUUCUCGUCUCCAUCCCUUACAACUUUUAUGUAGUGUUUUACUACUGGAAACAAUAAAGCUUUGGCUCAGUAACAA
Molecule: messenger RNA, 3984 nt
Organism: Gymnogyps californianus (California condor)
Lineage: Eukaryota; Metazoa; Chordata; Aves; Accipitriformes; Cathartidae
Gene: RPH3AL
Product: rabphilin 3A like (without C2 domains)
Exons: 9
Coding region: 137-1081 (314 amino acids)
Biological process (GO): intracellular protein transport
Molecular function (GO): small GTPase binding
Source: RefSeq, a predicted model, not a curated record